Messenger RNA from Boeremia exigua, 2365 nucleotides. RefSeq names its product heterokaryon incompatibility protein-domain-containing protein. The transcript is spliced from 5 exons. The record is from RefSeq and is a predicted model, not a curated record. Bases 356 to 2278 code for a protein of 640 amino acids. NCBI's taxonomy places the organism in Eukaryota, Fungi, Ascomycota, Dothideomycetes, Pleosporales, Didymellaceae.
GGGGAUAUCUGAACACGCAACUGAUGCCGUUGGUGUCGAUCGCAAGCGUGAUGUACUCAAGGCGCUCAGCAAGCCUAGCACUAUGAAAGAUACAUGGAAAACCUUGUCUAACCAGAUGCGUGAUGAUAAGGAGUUGCUGAAGAUAGUAAGAAAAGAGGCGGCGUUUGCUGCGCGAAGGGAGUUUGCAGCACCAGGAUCUGUCAGUAGAUCUGUGCUAGAAGAGUUCGAUGUUCACAGAUAUAUUGGAGGCUCGCUAGAGAAAGUGCUGAAUAGAGUAGAAGCCAAAGUAGUGAGUUGAUUUUUUUGAUUUGGUAGCGACCACUAAUGUUCGUUUUGCGUCGUUUAGAGAUUUAAAAUGGACCAUUACAAUGACUGGAGACUCCAGUACGACGAUGACUUCGCGAAGACAUAUUAUUCGACGAUAUGGACACAUCCACAUCUACGCACGUAUGCGACAUGGUGUUGUUAUUGCUGCCAGAGAAUCCUUCUCGAGGAGCAUUACGGUGAACCAGCUGUCAUCCCUCUGACAGACCUCAUCGACUCGGCCCAACGAUGUCAGAUCUGCAGUCUCCUUCUAAGAUCCUCUAUCGAUCAUGUGAGUGAAGACGGUAACAUACGUCUACUCCGAAAUCAUGCAGGGAUUAGAGCAGACUUCUAUGGCCCGCGUCUAGUCCGGUUUAGUGCUGAUCCAAAUCUUCCUGAGCGGCAGCGGCAUAGGGUUCCUAUUGGCCGUCCAUUGCUGGCAGAUCAUGAUCGUACGGCACGCAUUCAACUGCUCCGUGCAUGGCUUCAACAAUGCGAUAAGACGCAUCGAUGUAACGAAAGAAGUACUGACAUGGUGUUUCCGACGAGAGUUCUUGAUGUGGAUGGCCUACAAUAUGCGACACACGAACCCGGUUGGAUCAGAUUGAUUGACGCUGCGGAGAAAACCACUAAUACGUACUUUGCGCUGUCUCAUUGCUGGGGCAACGUCUCAAAUGUUCAACAAAGCUACAGCACCACCCUGGAUAACCUACAACAAAGGAAGCGCGGUUUCCAUGUUUCGGAGUUACCGAAGACAUUCCAGGACGCAAUCAAAGUUGUAAGGGCUCUCGGACACCGAUAUCUCUGGAUCGACUCCCUUUGCAUUAUACAGUCUGGAGACAGCUUUGAAGAUUGGAAAUACGAAUCGACUCGAAUGAAGCAUGUAUUCUCACAAGCGUACUGCGUACUUGCUGCAACGGCAGCCAACAAUGCUCACUCUGGGUUCCUGGAUCGACAAGAGGACAGAAGAACAGAAUACGUCUGUGUCAAGGACCGGUCAGAACGCCAGUUCUACAUCAGCACUGACUUGGAUGACUUCGACAACGACGUCGGCAGAGCCAAGCUGAAUACGCGUGCAUGGGUCAUGCAAGAAUUGGUACUAGCACGGCGCACUGUUCAUUUCAGCGCCAACCAGAUGUAUUGGGAAUGCGGCAAGGGUAUACACUGCGAGAAUCUUACCAGGUUGAAGAGUAUACCCCGAAACAGACACUUCAUGUUGGACCCAGAAUUCCCUGCCCGUCUUUUGGGCGCGUUUGAUCGGGAUGCUAUGUUGAACUGUAUCUUCUAUCUGAUUGAAGAGUACUCGAAACGCGACAUUACUUUCCAAAGGGACCGACCAAUCGCAAUAUCUGGGCUUGAGGAGCGUAUCGCAGAAGCACUGGACUGUGAAAGCAGAUUCUGCGUCUUUGAGAGAUAUCUCCACCGGAAUCUUCUUUGGAUGCACACAGACAACACCAAAGCGACUCAGUAUCACGACUCUGUCCCGUCAUGGUCGUGGCUGGCUGGCUCAGGGCCGGUCGUGUUUGACGAGGAGGAUGAAUCUGGCACUUUCGAACUCAACACAAGCAUAUCGUUCCACAGUCAGCGCCAAGAAGCACUGUUAGCAGACCUAGGCGUGUUUGUGGACUGUAUACUGAAACCCCGAGACGAGAAAUACGAGCAGGAGUACCAGACCUUGUAUAUCCGGGAUACCGCUGGGUCCAUCAAGAAUUGGCUGUCACCUGAUUACAUUUUCUGGGAUUCGGAUGGCGGGAUCAAAGGGUGGUGGGAGCCUGACUGGAAAGAUUCGGAGAGUUUCGACAACUUGCACUGUGUUAUCGUGAGCCAGAGCAGUAACAGAUCCAACGGCAAAAGGUACAGCCUUAUACUGGCUGUUGUACCAACCGGUAGAGAUGGAGAGUAUCGGAGAGUAGGCACGGGGUCGGUCUACGAAGAGUGUAUCAUCAAGGUACAAGAAGGAAUACUGAUUGUGUAGCGUGAGGGCCGAGCGAUACACGUAAUUGUCGAUGUUUGCACGAUAUGUUGUAAGAUCUAUCCAUGGGUCAUGGGACGUUAGUUGAAA